AUGGAUCAUCCGGGAGGAAUGCACGACCCAAAUCCAUCCGGCUCUGAUCAAGACUAUCCUCCAGCAUCUCAGAGAAGAUCACAACAAUAUGCUGUGCCGAAAGAUCUAAGCAUGUCGACCGGAGAGCUUGGAACCUUCGACUGGGAGCAACUUCACAAAAGUUAUGUUCACGCCAUGGAAGAGCAUGGAGCCAUUGAAACUGAGUUGCGAGCCCGGAUUGCAAAGCUGCUUGAGAUUUUCACGGCCUGGUCCCAGACAACCGUCGUCCGGGACGAAACAAGAGCACUCAAGAGAUUCAAGACGCAAAUGCAACACGUGCAAAAUUCAGAAGAGAGCCUAGAGAAGAGAAGGCAGCAUUAUCUGGAUGUCGUCAAGGCGUUUGAAAGCGCCCUUGCCUUAUUGAAUGAUCGGAUGAAGCCUUAA
Molecule: messenger RNA, 423 nt
Organism: Aspergillus steynii IBT 23096
Lineage: Eukaryota; Fungi; Ascomycota; Eurotiomycetes; Eurotiales; Aspergillaceae
Exons: 4
Coding region: 1-423 (140 amino acids)
Source: RefSeq, a predicted model, not a curated record